This is a messenger RNA of Colletotrichum karsti, 1350 nucleotides long. RefSeq lists its product as uncharacterized. NCBI's taxonomy places the organism in Eukaryota, Fungi, Ascomycota, Sordariomycetes, Glomerellales, Glomerellaceae. Bases 1 to 1350 code for a protein of 449 amino acids. The record is from RefSeq and is a predicted model, not a curated record. The transcript has 3 exons. Gene Ontology annotation, molecular function: dipeptidase activity.
AUGGGUAUCAAAAGCAUCUCCGGCAAGCUCGUCCUGGCUCUUGGCGUGAGCUCAGCUGCUGCAUCGUCAGUACUGCCUCGCCAGACCAACGGUUCUAGCUCUGGUGUCAGUCCGUACUUCGCAUCCAUCUCCGACUAUGUCGAUUCCAUCGUCGAUGAACUCUGGCCUAUCAACAAGGAGAUCCACGACAACCCCGAGCUUGGAUACGAGGAGGUCAAGGCACAUGAGCUCUUGACUGACUUCAUGGAGUCCCAUGAGGGUUGGAACGUCACGAGGUCUAUCUACAACAUCAGCACUGCCUUUGUCGCAGUAUUUGAGGGAAGCGGGGAUGGACCUAUCGUGUCUUUCAACGCAGAGUACGACGCCCUUCCUGGUCUCGGUCAUGCUUGUGGUCACAAUCUUAUCGCCACGGCUUCAAUCGGUGGAGCACUUGCCACUGCUGAGAUCAUGCGUGCCGAGAACCUCCCAGGCAAGGUCAUUCUUUUCGGGACGCCUGCUGAAGAGAGUCUUGGAGGCAAGGUGAAGCUUCACGAAGCUGGCGCAUUCCGUGAUCACAAUAUCGACAUCUCUCUCAUCACCCACCCAACCAACGGCGGUGACUCGCCGUACAUGAUCACAACCUCCACCGACCGAUUUGAGGUCGAGUACUACGGAAAGGAGGCCCAUGCCGCUGCGUCGCCCUGGGAGGGUAUCAACGCCCAAGACGCUCUGAUCGUUGCCAACAACGCCAUCGCGCUACUCCGCCAGCAGACGCGGUCCACGGACAAGAUCCACGGCAUCAUAUCAUCCGCCGGCUCCCGCAUCAACGUCAUCCCUGCUCUCGCAGAGGCAUCCUUCCAGAUCCGUUCCGCGGACAACAUCGCUUUGGAGGAGUGGACGGAAAGGGUUAUGAAGUGUUUCGAGGCCGGCGCCCUGGCCACCGGCGCCGAGCUCAACCUCACCAUGCGGCCUUACGGCUAUGACAACAUGGUCAGCAACGACAUCCUGGCCAGCUCGUAUGCCAAGUACUUCACGGAGCUUGGUGGAGAGGUGCCCAGUGCCGAGAUCGACAAGCUCCGAGAGCCGAGCGGAAGCACCGACCAGGGAAACCUGAGCCACGACUUCCCGACCAUCAGCCCCUACUUCGGCAUCACCAACGAGAACGGCAGCGUGCCUGACGGCGGUCCUCACACUUCGGCGUUUGAGGUUGCGGCUGGUAGCAGAUCUGCAUUCGACAAGGCGAUUAUGGUUGCUAAGGGUAUUGCUGGUGUUGCUGUUGACGUUCUCACGGUGGAUGGCCUGCUGGACCAGAUCAAGGAGGAGUUCGAGGCCACUCAAGAGAGGCGCAGAAGGCGUCGCUCUGUCUUUUGA